UUGAUUUGUCCAAUAUAAACUCUCGUUUUGCAACUGUUUGGCUAAUGAUUACACCCCUGUUGUGCACACAGUCAUUGAAUGUGCAUGAGAUAGAAGAAUGCACAUAUAACGUUUAUUGGCGGAGGAUGUUUAUUUUCUGCACGAGUUAUUUAUUAUUGCCAUUCGCUGUCUAGCUUUCUGGUUUAAUUACCCUGAAAAAGAUUCACUGAACGCAGGUUGUGAUCUCCAGUGUUGGUGCCCAUCAUGGCAGGAGGCAUCACAGAGACCGGGGAGCUCUACUCCCCGUUUGUUGGCUUGGUGUACAUGUUUAAUCUGAUCGUGGGCACGGGGGCACUGACAAUGCCCAAGGCCUUUGCCCAAGCAGGUUGGGCGGUCAGCCUGGCGCUCAUCUCCUUCCUGGCGUUUAUGAGUUACAUGACCACUACGUUUGUGAUCGAGGCCAUGGCAGCAGCCAACGCUCAGCUGCGCUGGAAGAGGAGGGAGCAGGAAGAGGUCCAAGACAGCGACUCCACCUCUGAUUAUUCGGAUGAUGAUGUCCGGGGACGAUCAGAGCCAGAGACCAGGCCCAUUUUGUCAGUCCAGCGAACAGGAGGACACGUUGAUCACUUUGACAUUGUGGAGAGGGUAGAGAUGGGUCAAAUGGCCUCCAUGUUCUUCAACAAAGUUGGUGCCAACAUGUUCUACAUCUGCAUGGUAGUCUACCUGUAUGGAGACCUGGCCAUCUAUGCUGCUGCUGUACCCAUAUCACUAAUGGAAGUAGCCUGUGGUAACCACUCAUGCAGUGCUGGCAGUGUGAAAUACGACGACACCGACUUGUGCUGGGGGCCUGUCACCAGGAAAGACACCUACAAGGUGUUUCUGAGCAUCUUCACUGUGAUGUUGGGCCCUUUCGUCUUCUUCGAUGCUCAGAAGACUAAAUACCUCCAGAUCCUCACCUCACUCAUGCGCUGGAUCGGUCUGGGGCUUUGGCCACUGCUGGGCAUCUUUAUCUCAGUGACGUUCACCAUGAUGAUUAUCCUGGCUCUGAUCCGUAUUGGUAAAGGCCGGGGCGAAGGCCACCCCCGUAUGGCCCAGAUCUCUGGGGUGCCAAACCUGUUUGGAGUGUGUGUCUACUCCUUCAUGUGCCAGCACUCCCUGCCCUCCCUGGUGACGCCCAUCUCUGAUAAGAGGCGUGUGGGUACCCUGGUGGUGUGUGACUAUGUCCUCAUCCUUGGCUUCUACGGCCUGCUCUCCUUCACAGCCAUCUUCUGCUUCGACAGCUCCCUGCUGCACGACAUGUACACCCUCAACUUCACUGACAACUGUGACGUGCUGGACAUCCCCGCUUUGCGCUACUUCCUGGGCCUCUUCCCCGUCUUCACCAUCAGCACCAACUUCCCCAUCAUCGCAGUCACGCUGCGCAACAACUGGAAGACCCUUUUCCACCGCGACGGGGGCACCUACCCCUGGGUGGUUGACCGCAUCGUCUUCCCCCUCAUCACCCUGGUGCCGCCCAUCAUCGUGGCCUUCUGCACCCACAACCUGGAGUCCCUGGUGGGCAUCACGGGCGCCUACGCUGGCACGGGCAUCCAGUACGUCAUCCCCGCCCUGCUGGUGUACUACGGCCGGCGCCACCUGGUGCCUAUGCUGGGCACGGACGAGGUCAACAAGCACCAGUCCCCGUUCCGCCACACCUUCUGGGUGUGGUUCGUAGUGGUGUGGGCUACCUUCUGCCUCAUGUUUGUCACAGCCAACAUCAUCCUGGAGGACACCAAGAAAUGAGAACACUGACUGACUGUGAAAGACCGGUUUCUCUGUGUGGGUGUCUUGUAUUUCUACAUUCUCUCUACCUGAGGCCUUCCAGAACUUGGUACAGGUCGGACGGUGUGCCUUUUUAUGCUGCUCUUGUAGCAUGGGGAACCCUUUUAAUUACAGUGGUAAUCAGCAGUUGAAACAAUUAUAAAGUGUCCUCCCUACCCCUGUUUCAGUAAAAAGCUUGAGGAUGGGACUGGAGAAAUGUAACCAUUAUCAAAUUCAUAGACCGAGCUAUGCAUACAAGGACUAGCCUUCCAUGAUAUCACAAUUAGAAUUUUAACCAUGUUUUGAGGCUAUAGAGUGUUUAUUUACAUUUACUUUGUUUACAACAUUGGAGUACAGCAAGAUUAUAUUAUAGGUACUGAUCAGUUGUGAGAGUUGAACUAAGCGGAUGAGGCAUUUCUAAGUUAUAUUCUUCAAGAAUCAAUGGGCACAUACAUUUAUUAAUUAUAUCAACUGCAGAUCACCCCUUUUAAGAGUAAUCUAUACCAUUUGUGGAAAGGGACCAAAUAUCUAGUGAUUGUAUGAAAGCUGCUACCGUAUGUAGGAACACAAGGAAGAGGACCUUGUUCACUCUGUUCCAGUGUCCCUCUGUAGAAAGAUACAAGCUGAACAAUCAAAGACUGUAUUAGCAAGGCGUUGCACUACACAACAGCACUGCUUUUAAGCAUAUACAAAGAGCUGGUCAACUUGUUUCCAAAUGCCUCAUUUUAAAUCCAAAAUAACUGAAGGAAGGAUAGAGCAGGGAGGUGUCAGUGUUCCUCUGGACCUUCAGAAACAGUGUUGUGAAUGCACCAAUUUGUAAGUCGCUCUGGAUAAGAGCGUCUGCUAAAUGACUUAAAUGUAAAUGUUGUGGCUAAAGACAGAAUAUGCUGAAACUAUGGAGAGAGCUCAGUGGAGGAAAAAUAGAACCUGACAACUAACUCAACGCUCCUGUUGCUAAUGGCAAUGCAGAGAGACUUUAAUGCGGCUUUAAAAUUAACUUGGGAUGGUGAAAAAAGCAAGCUAAAUUAAUCUGCGAUAAUCAGUUUAUUAUGGCUGGCAUUUUUACAUUCCUCACAGGUGGCUCUGCCUCAGUUCUCCUUGUCUUCCCUGUGAACAAUGAACUUUUGUCCAUGACAGAUCCCUGACUGAUGGGCCUGAUGGAAGAGCUCCGUCUCUGGUCAUCAGGAGACCGAUCUUGAGUUCAAACUCUGUACACAUACCACCCUCAUGUUUUACUGUUCACCACCAAAUCAUCAGCCCUUCAUCAGCUCCAUGUCAGCACCCACCUGCUCUCUGUUGAACUUUGACCCCAGAAAGUUAUCAAUGGACACAGGAAGGUUUAUGUUGGCUACAUCACCAGGAGCCAACUGGUACGGUGCCUACUGUGCCCACAAAGACUCCUCUACAGUAGUUCCAGUAUAUCUCUUUUUGCAAUCACUGGUUUGCUCAUACCAUGAACUGCACUGUUGGUUAAGGUCUUGUAAGGAAGCAUUUCACGGUAAAGUCUACACUUGUUGUAUUCUGCGCAUAUGGCAAAUAAAGUUUGAUUUGAUUUAAACCAUCUGUCUCGUGCUCGCUCGUAACGAGAAUUUCUCAGCUGGCGGAUUUGUUGUCAGCUCUUUACUUGAGGUUUUAUUACAGUUUCCUGGUAGCUCAGUUUGAUCGACUAAUUAGAUGUUACUUCCAGACAUGUGGGAACAGCCUCUUCGCCCCGAGCUCUGCUUAUGCUGAUAUCCACAUUAUACGCUUCUGUCUCAUUGUCAUGUCCUCUGGUUCUAUAUAUCUAUAUAGCUCUGCUCUAUAGAAUAUAUAUAUUAUGUCCCAUUAUAGUCAUCAAGUUUGGAGCCCAACUACAGGAGUCAUACCUUUGUGAAACGGUAUUGUUGUUGGGGAAUGUAAAUCAUGUUUUGUGGUCACAUUUAGAAUAGUGGUUUUCUUUUAGUAUGUAAGUGCUAAAGUAAUAGCUAAAGUGUAUCGUUAGCUGCCUGUCAUGAGCACACUCUUCGUCAAAAAGGGAAAUACUUAUUACCAUUCAUGGUUUGCACCUGCAACAUUGCACAAGUUUGCACAUAAUUGCCUUAGAUUUUACCUUUUGUGUGUUUUACGUAGACUUUUGCAAAUAGUUUAUCAUGAAGAUGUUUGUAAGUGUUGAUGACUAUGGUAUUUAUCUAACAGUCUUCAAUGGUAUUCUUAACCCAUCGAUAUAUACAGCUUAACACUAUUUAAAAUGCAUUAGACUAAUAGGCAUGCAUUGUAGCAUAUUGAUGGCAGUACAGUAUUGUUGAGGACUAUUGAAUGAGAGACCUCUGCAUGUUGUUGGUAUUGUGUGUGUUAGGACAGAAAAAGAGGGCUGACUAUUUCUGUAACACUGCUUCUCUUCAAUCUUGGGUUCCUUCUGGUAAUUAUUGUAAACAUUACAUUUCUGCAUGCAGCUCUUUCCAAAAUUCUGUAGCCAGUAGUCAGUUGUUCCUUUAAGCCUCCAGAUUGUGAUGGAUAGUUACUCCUCUUCAUAUUUUUCCUCAUUUUCUUUUCAAUACAAAUGUGCAAUAUGUUUUGAACUGGGUUGGGGAAGUGAGAUUUCAAGUGAAUUUGAACUGUUUCUGAGAGUGUUUGUCUGUGUGUGUAUACUUGUGUGUGUGUUAGUGUAUGUGUCACUUUGAAAAUAUUUGAAAUGCGUGCGUCUGACUCUUAUUUGGAGUUGUGAAAUGUGCCUUUUUCCUGGGGUUAUUGUUUCCAGUAAUUUGUUGACUGUUGUUUUUCCUGGCACGUCUUUGUUUUAAGCAGCCUGUCAGAUAAUUUAACUGGCUUACAUGCAGAUCUUAACUGACAACCAAUGUCUCCUUAAAAUAAACUGGGAUAUCCUUGUCUUCUAAAGUGUGGGUUCGCCUCAUCUUUGUGACUUUGAGACAGUUUUGUGAUUAUUAAAGAGAUAUGUCAUUAACAUUGUAAUUUCAGAACAUUUCCUUUAAUAUAUCAACAUUUAAUAGUGGAAUGAUAGUUUUUCACAAUAUUUUUUCCAAAAUGUUUUUAUUGGGCCCACACAAAAUUUACAUUCUGAUGGUGCAACCGUCUUAUUGACCAACAAAAGAUGGACUGGCUCUUGUCAAAUUAUUGUUUUUUUUGGGCUUUUUGAGGUUGGUUAGGUUUUGCAAAUGUUUAAAACAAAUGCACUAUGUAUUAUGUGGGUUGAAUGCUGUAACACAGAAUAAAACAAUGAAUUAAAGUCC
Salvelinus fontinalis (brook trout) is the source of this 5006-nucleotide messenger RNA. RefSeq names its product transmembrane protein 104-like. NCBI's taxonomy places the organism in Eukaryota, Metazoa, Chordata, Actinopteri, Salmoniformes, Salmonidae. The transcript is spliced from 11 exons. The coding region runs from base 244 to 1761 and encodes 505 amino acids. The record is from RefSeq and is a predicted model, not a curated record.